AUGCUUGGACCAUCACCUAAUUGGAUUACCGAUAACUAUGAAGAAUUACAUCAUCCAAUUGAUGCUGGAACAGAUAUAGGCAUUCAAUAUGAUGGUCCUAAACGACCGGAGAAUUCGCAUAAACCAAUUGCACCAAUUGUUUCAAGUAAUAUUACAGAUAAUCGAUCAUCAUUUUAUGAUAAUGAUUUAUCAUGUCCAAUGGUUACUUGGAGUGAAUGUUCAGUAACAUGUGGUCGUAAUGGUAUUCGACGUCGUACACGAACAUUAUUAAGUAAUCAUAGAGCCGUUGAUCAACAUCGUUGUCAAUCAUUACCACUUGAAGAAACUCAACCAUGCUAUUUAAACCUUUGUCGUAUGUAG
Messenger RNA from Rotaria sordida, 360 nucleotides. The record is from the annotation of a GenBank genome assembly. Lineage: Eukaryota; Metazoa; Rotifera; Eurotatoria; Philodinida; Philodinidae.